Molecule: messenger RNA, 873 nt
Organism: Tyto alba (common barn owl)
Lineage: Eukaryota; Metazoa; Chordata; Aves; Strigiformes; Tytonidae
Gene: MRPS6
Product: mitochondrial ribosomal protein S6
Exons: 3
Coding region: 52-417 (121 amino acids)
Biological process (GO): translation
Cellular component (GO): mitochondrial small ribosomal subunit; ribosome
Molecular function (GO): structural constituent of ribosome; small ribosomal subunit rRNA binding
Source: RefSeq, a predicted model, not a curated record
CACCCUCUGCCCCGCCGCAUCCCCGCUCUUCCCGCCACAGCCAGCUCUAAGAUGCCCCGCUAUGAACUGGCUUUGAUCCUGAAAGCCAUGCAGAGGCCCGAGACUGCAGCUGUGCUGAAGCGCACUGUUGAGGCUCUUAUGGAGAGAGGAGCCAUUGUGAGGAACCUAGAAAACCUGGGAGAAAAGUCUCUACCUUACAGAAUCUCCAAGCACAACGAGCACCACAGAAGAGGAUGGUAUUUUUUGAUAGACAUAGAAGCCCCACCUUCAGUUGUAUCAACCAUGAUGGAUCAUUUAGGACGUGAUAUUGAUGUAAUUAGACGUGGUUUUGUAAAACAUCAGGUAUCAAAGACAGAAGAAUGCAGUGGCAUAAUCCCAGUCAACUAUGAAGAGAAACUAAUUGCCAAGAAGAAGUGAAUAUUCCAAAUAGCAUGUCUGAGACUUUUUAAAAAUAUUUUUUUAUUCCUGCUUUGGAGAACAAUUGUGAUAACUAAUGUCCAUCAAAAAUAAUCAGCUUUGGCCAUGUUAUGUGUGUGGUAUAGUACACUAUUUUGAGUUAUUGUAAUGUUUGAGGUUUCUUUUUGUUCAUAAUAAGUUGAAUACGCUUAAUCUGUACCCUUAUUUUGAUAUUUGACAACUCUGAAAAUUAGUUUUCUUUUAAAGCAUUAUGUUGAUAAUGAAGAUUUAUCCAUUAUCAGAAAGCUAAAAAUAGUGUUCUUUUCCAAAGACAUAUUACUUCAAAAUAUGUAUAUUUACAUAAAAGACUAAGAAGUCUACAGUGUAAAUAUAGCAGUAUAGGAUGUGAUUUGUUGGAGGUUUUUUGAUUUGUUGGAGGUGGGUUUUUUGCUUGAUUUUGGAAAAAGGUAAUAAAAG